AUGCAUAAGAUCGCAACACACCAUGUAAAGCUAGCGAAAGACCCAGAGACAAGCCGAAGAUAUACUUAUUUUUUCUGUUUUAACUUGCAAUAUUCUAAAAGAUAUUUUGACGACGUUUUUAUGCAGACUGACUGGAAAAAUAUAGACUGCCUUUUAAGAAGGAUCAAUAGCAAUUUGGAUAGCUUACCACCUUCUUUUAAAUUGUAGCAAAAAGGUCUGUCCAGUUUAAAGGGGACUAAUUUAAAUUAAUAAAAUUUAUCACAGUAAAACUAGUUUUAAAGAUGUAAAAAAUAUGAAUUUAAUGCAGUAAUUUUAAUUUAUUUUUUUGAAGAAUUAAUUUAAAUAUUAACCAAUUCUGUUUGCAUUCCUUUAUCAAAGCUAUUUAUAAUUGGAAUUUUUAUAUAUAAAAUUUGAUAUUUUGUUCCUAAUUAAAGGAGGGGAGUUAGUGAGCCAAGCUAAUGAUGAAACCCAUAAUGAAGCAGAAAGGCCAAAUGCUUUGAAUCCAGAUUAUGAAGGCUCUACUAGAGCUAGCUUCAAUUCAGAUUGCAGAGAAGAUACUCCAGAAGCCUCACUAAAAGAUAUUUGUGAGAAACUAAUAUGGAAAGAUAUUUUGAAGCAAAGUAUUGUCAAGUUUGAGAAUCAAGCUUAA
Molecule: messenger RNA, 649 nt
Organism: Blepharisma stoltei
Lineage: Eukaryota; Ciliophora; Heterotrichea; Heterotrichida; Blepharismidae
Source: the annotation of a GenBank genome assembly